Molecule: messenger RNA, 1598 nt
Organism: Elaeis guineensis (African oil palm)
Lineage: Eukaryota; Viridiplantae; Streptophyta; Magnoliopsida; Arecales; Arecaceae
Product: probable trehalose-phosphate phosphatase 6
Biological process (GO): trehalose biosynthetic process
Molecular function (GO): trehalose-phosphatase activity
Source: RefSeq, a predicted model, not a curated record
CAAGCCGCUCUAACCUCCCCAAAACCCCUCGGCAAAACCCCCCACCCCCCUUCUCCACGCCAAAUCUUGCGAAAUAACGCUCCUUUUCCUCCGUUUCCUCUCCCGAUUCAACCUCCUCUUGCUUCCGCCAUUAGACAAGAGUCUCGAGCUCCGAGGUCUCGCCAUGACGAAGCAGAAUGUGGUGGUGCCGGAGGCGAUGGCCAUCUCGGUGGCUGCCGUGGCCAACUCGUCGCCGCUCUUCCCCUACCUGCCGCCGCGCAGCGGCUGCGGAGCCGGUGGCGCCGGCGGGUUUGCCCUGAAGAAAAAAUAUCUCUCCCAGCUGGAGCUCGGCGGGGCGAGGAUCAAUGCGUGGGUUGAGUCCAUGAAGGCCUCCUCCCCCACCCACGCCAAGGCCGCCGCUGCCCUCGCCGUCGCCCCUUCCGUCGGCGCCGUCGGCGCCCAGGACGAACAUGCCACCUGGAUUAUGCGGCACCCUUCGGCUCUGAGCAAAUUUGAACAGAUCAUUAGCGCCUCUAAAGGGAAGCAGAUUGCGAUGUUCUUGGACUACGAUGGAACGCUCUCUCCGAUCGUCGACGACCCCGACUUGGCCUUCAUGUCCGACGCGAUGAGAGAUGCUGUGAGGAAUCUCGCGCGGUACUUCCCCACGGCGAUCGUCAGUGGGCGGUGCCGAGACAAGGUGUAUAACUUUGUGAGGCUGGCAGAGUUAUACUACGCUGGUAGCCAUGGCAUGGACAUCAAAGGCCCUGCCACAGGACCCAGAUACAUGAAAGCUAAGGCCAAGGCAGUUCACUUUCAACCAGCUAGUGAAUUCCUCCCCAUGAUAUAUGAGGUUUAUAAAGUUUUGUUGGAGAAAACCAAAUCCACCCCUGGUGCCAAGGUGGAGAACAACAAGUUCUGUGUGUCUGUCCACUACAGAUGUGUAGAUGAAAAGAGUUGGAGUGGAUUGGCUGAGCAGGUGAAGUCAGUGCUCAAGGAAUACCCCAAGUUGCGGCUCACCGAAGGAAGAAAGGUCUUGGAGAUUAGACCAACUAUUAAAUGGGACAAGGGGAAGGCCCUAGAGUUCUUGUUGGAGUCUCUUGGGUUUGCCGACUGCAACGAGGUGUUGCCUGUGUACAUUGGAGAUGAUCGCACCGAUGAGGAUGCUUUCAAGGUCUUGCGUGAUAGGGGACAAGGCUUUGGUAUACUUGUUUCCAAGUUUCCAAAGGAGACAAAUGCCUCUUAUUCUCUCCAAGAGCCCUCUGAGGUUAUGGACUUUUUACUUCGCCUGGUGGAGUGGAAGCGCCUUUCUUUGAAAGCUCGGCCAAGGGUGUAAAUAGGAUAAAAAGGUGCCCUACCACCCCUGUCAAAGCUUGCACGUAUGGGAUUCGAUGGAAUGAGGAGCUAUAUAUUCCUUUGCUUAGGAAGAACAAAAACCCCUAAAUUUAACGUUUUGUACUUUAGCCUACUUUAUUUCUUUCCCCUCUUUUUCGGGUCUUUUCAUGGGCUUGGAAGCAUUGCAAAACUAGCUUUCUUGCCCCUACACAAGAAGCUCAAAGCUUGUAAUUAGUUCUAUGUACAAUAGGAAAAGAAGAAAUAGCAAUUGUUUUCUUUCUGUAAAA